AUGCACGCCUCGACGCUGCGCUCGCGCGCGGGCGGGACGCGCGCCCGCGUCGUCGCGCGUCCCCCGACGCGCGCGCCGACGCGCGCGGUCGCGCUCGCGCGCGCGUCCGGAGCUACGGGCGCCGCCGCCGCCGCGCGCGAGCGGCAAUUACAAUCGUCCCGACGCGCCUCCCCGUCGCGUCGCGCGCGCGCCGCCGUCGCCGUCGCGCGCGCGAAAGCCCCGGGCGGCGGGUUCGCGCGCCCGGAUGAGUCCACCUCGCCGCGCGCGGAGGACGAGCUGUACUGGGACCCCGCGGACCUGGAGGACGAGGACCCGCCGCUGAUCGAGGUGGACGACCUCGACCUGGACGACGACGACGACGACGACGACGACGCGUGGUUCUUCGUCCCGGACGGCGCGGGCGUGGACGUCGGCGACGACGUCCUGUUCCAGAUCGGGACGGAGGGCGACGACGACGACGACGACGACUUCGGGUUCGCGACCGGGUUCACGACGACGACGCUGGACGGGGACGACGACGACGACGACGACGAGAGCGACGACGCCGCGACGCGGACGCGGAACAAGAGCAACCGCGCGCGGCGGCGGCGCGACGCCGUCGACGCCGCCGCGGAGGACCGCGGCUCGGGUUCGAAGGCCACGGAGCUCCCGAACGCGGCGCAGACGAAGGCGGACCGGAAGAAACGAGAGGACGUCGCGCGGAUGGUCGCCAUGGGCGUCCCCGAGAAGCUUUUGCGGCGACUCGAGAGCGAGAAGGCGGCGGUGGCGUCGUUCAACGAGCGGAAGCAGACGGAGCAGGCGCGCAAGACGCACAAGCGGAUGACGAUCGUCGCGGGGACGUACGCGCGACGGAAACUUCUGUCCCCGAGCGGGUUGGACACGCGGCCGAUGAUGGGCAUGGUGCGCGGCGCGACGUUCGACAUGGUCAUGGCGUUGAUCGGUUCGGCGAGCAACGUGCAGUUUCCGGAUCCGUCGUCGCGGUGGCUCGACCUCUUCGCCGGUACCGGCGCGAUCGGCCUCGAGGCGAUGUCGCGAGGGUGCGUGGAGUCGCACUUCGUGGAGAUGGACCCGUGGGUGACGAACAACGUCCUGGAGAAGAACAUCAAAUCGUUGGGGCUGACGCGAUCCGACGCGCGCGUGCACACGUCGAGCGUGGAGGCGCGUUCUAUACACUGGUCCCCAUACGACCCCGUCCGCGUGGCGUUUUUGGCGUCGCACAAGCGAAGCGCGAAAGCCGCGGGCGGCGCGUUCGACUUCGUGUCGUUCUGCCCGCCGUACUACAAGGUGUCGUACCCGGAGCUUCUGCUCGAGCUCGACGCGAGCCCGCUGCUCGCGGAGCACACGGUGCUCGUCGUCGAGUACGCGCGGUCGCAGAAGCCGGAGAUGAAGGCGUCGAUCGGGCGGCGACUGCGGCGGCUGCGGGACCGGCGGUACGGCCGGACGUUCGUCGCCGUGUACGCGUGCGACGGGAGGGAGAUGCCGGACGAGGACGACGAGUGGGCGGCGCAGCCGGAGGAGGCGACGCGGUUCGGGAAGGUGGUUCGAGGGGGGGGGAAGCGGGACGCCGUCGCGAGCGAUUGA
Micromonas pusilla CCMP1545 is the source of this 1581-nucleotide messenger RNA. RefSeq lists its product as uncharacterized. Gene Ontology annotation, molecular function: methyltransferase activity. Bases 1 to 1581 code for a protein of 526 amino acids. NCBI's taxonomy places the organism in Eukaryota, Viridiplantae, Chlorophyta, Mamiellophyceae, Mamiellales, Mamiellaceae. The record is from RefSeq and is a predicted model, not a curated record. Gene Ontology annotation, biological process: rRNA methylation. The transcript has 2 exons.